Parascedosporium putredinis is the source of this 4914-nucleotide messenger RNA. The record is from the annotation of a GenBank genome assembly. Lineage: Eukaryota; Fungi; Ascomycota; Sordariomycetes; Microascales; Microascaceae.
AUGAGCGAACUUGAAAUGCAGAGUUACGGGGUAGCCGUCGCGGACGAAUCCCAGGAGAGCCAGAGCCUGCUAGAGAAAUAUGUCAGCGAGUUCGGCAUCCCUGGUCUGGGCCCUGCAUUCGACGACGCGAAAACAAGGUCAUCGAAUAUCCCCACGCCUCCCGAACCACAACCCAUCACCAUCAGCUCCUCACCAACGAGUCAACGCAAGGACAUCACUACUACGAAUCGCGGCCAAGGCCGGGCAACUCAGCGUCGAGUCGCGAUCGAUCUCGAAAAUGCCCACGACCCGAUCAGAUUGCCACCGCCGAUGCGAGCGCCCCGGACGAUGGAUAUCUCCCAAUCCCCGACCCAGGCGAAUGACGACCGCGACUACGAGACGGCCUGCAACGUAUUGACAUCCUCUGACCAACCUGCCAGCAACCAGUCGGAUGCACCGCGAACCCUACAGGAGGGCGAUACCGGGGCUGUCAACUUCGGGCCCCUGAGCCAGGAUGGGAAGGACAUAUCCCAGGACUCCGAUAUCCUCUCGCCGUUUUCCGAGAAUCCUGUGCUCCAGCGAGGCGACUGGCGCGGCCAGAGAGCGUCCCAGCGAUAUGGCAUGACGCCCGCCCGCCCCUCGAUGGCGGCUCCUCCCGAAACGCCCGCGGGGCCCGUAAACCCCUUUGCCGCGAGGCAAAAGCCCGCCUCGCAGAGACGCGAGCUCUUGGAAGAGUACGAGCCUGUGGAGGCCUCGCAGCAGCGCAAGCUUGCGAGCGAGGACUUGCCUAGGCCGGUGUCGGAUAUCGAUUCGGACGAGGACGACGAAUUACGGAGGCGGCGGCGGGCGCGGCAAAGGCGGGACUGGGCGGAGCGCAAGCUGCGGGAUAUCUCGUUUGAACCUCCCGCUAAGGCCGGGGCGGCUAACUCCCGGGGACGACGAAGCAGAGAAGAAUACGCCGGGGCGGGGCGUUUCUCCACGCUAGUACAGACGAGCUCAAUCCGUCUGAUCAUCCUGUUCGCGUCGGUGCCACCGCGGGAGCACGACUCUGUCGACACUCGCCUUAAUAUGACGUCUCCGGUUGACGCGCCUGAUGUUUCGGACGGCAUCCACGAGCCGUUCGACGAGGAUCGGGUCAUGAUCCCUGUGACGAGUCCUCCGCCGGCGCUAUCCCUACGCAAACGACGACGGACGAGGUGGCGGAACUUCAGCCCUCUCCUCGGUCGUUCUGCCGGCGCAGCUACCUCCGACGUCGUCUGGUAUAUCGAAAGGUAUGGGCUGCGCCACGCCACGCAACGGACAAGUAGCAGGGUGCUCGUUCCCGAAUCUCCCAUGGUGGUUCCGGAAUCGGAUAUCGUCCAAGACGCCCUAGUCAGCGAAGACGACCCUGGUGAUGAUACUGUGCUUGCUCCUGUACAGGAAGACGAAGAUGAGGCUCCACAAGAGCUACCGCCUAUAGAUGACGAUCUCCCUUCCACGCAACCACCUUCUUCGGCGAUACCUCCGGCAAGGGCGCGAUCUAGGCGAAGGGGAGGCCCUGUGGAAGAGCCUGUAGAGGCACCUAUGGAGGAGCCUGCAGAGGCACCUACGGAGGAGCCUGCAGAGGCACCUACGGAGGAGCCUGCAGAGGCACUUAUGGGGAGCCUGCAGAAGAGUCCGCAGACGGAACUACUACGGAGCCUACCGAGGAACGCGCCACGCCACCCCAACCGAUCCAUACUGCGACGAGCGUCGUCCAUAUCGAAAAACGACCUCUACGACCUGCCUGCCUCAUCGGCCGCCGAGCCCCCGGUGCCGAAGAGUGUUCGAGCACCACUUCUACGGCGAACUUACGGCAAGGUAAGACGCACCCUCCGCUUAACGAGGAACUCCCUGGCGUCUUCCAAGCAACAACACGACAUCCACGACAUUAACUCGACGGACGAGCUAGCCAAGUCGCCGUCGCGGGCCCCGCUUAGCACCAGCAGUGCCAUGGUGUCGCGGACAAACUUAGGUCGGUCCGCCCGCUUUAGCGAGAGCACGAGCACCAACCCGGCCACCACGAACCGAGCGCUGCUCUUUGACAACAUGGCCUUUGCCAUCUCUUUUCAGGCUCAGCGAGACGGUGAGACGUCAGAGGAGUACAAGGAGCGGUGUAGUAUGAGCGAGGAGCUAGCGGACCUCGUGGUACGCGCCGGCGGGCGGAUUCUAACCACCGGGUUUAACGAGCUCCUGGACGCGCCCACGCUCAAACCAGCGGCGGCCACGGCGGCCGGUGCCGCGGAAGAAGCCGAAGGAGGCGACGACGCGCCGCUCACACUAGAUCCGGAGGCCCGGGGGUUGGGAUUCACGGCGCUGCUGGCGGAUGGGCACUCGCGCAAGGUCAAAUACAUGCAGGCGCUCGCGCUAGGGCUGCCGUGUCUAGCGUACCAGUGGGCGUCGGCGUGCCUGGACAAGGGCGAGGUGCUCGACUGGUCGCCCUACCUACUAUGCGCGGGUCAGUCGGUGUGCGCGGGCAACGCGAUCCUGUCGCGGCAUCUGGCGCCGUACUCGGCUAUCGGGGCGGCGCUGGAGGACGCGGUGGCGCAGCGGCGGGAGCUGCUGGGCGGGGACCGGAUCCUGUUGGUGAUGAAGAAGUCGCGCGCGGAGGAGAGCAAGAUGGCGUACCUGGUGCUCGCGCGCAUCUUGGGUGCGAAGCUGACGCGGGCACAUAGCGUUCGGGAUGCGCGGGUGGCGCUGCGCCAGAGCGAGGCGCGGGGCUUCAGGUUUGACUGGGUGUAUGUGGACGAAGAGACGGGGUCAGCUGAACAACUCUUUGGGGAAGCGGGCGCCGGUGCUAACCCGGGCUCAGGCCCCGGCAGCACAAAAGGAGGCGGGUCGCGCAAGAGAAAGAGGACGAGGGGGAAGCAGGCGAAAGAGAUCUUGGAGCAGAUUGGGAGCGAGCUCCGCUGGAGCGACCUCGUCCAGCUCAACCGCGUCUGCAGCGCGCUGUACCGGGCCACAAGGAACCUCGCGCUGCAGGAUGCCUACCUGUGCACGCGCGACGGAUGGCACGUCGACACCAAGCGCCAGCCGCUGUCGGCGCUGGGCCCGCGCAUGCCGGGGAUCCGGAGCCUGACUGUCGCGUCGCCGGACCCGGAAUUCACCGUCGAGGCGACGAGGCUGGGGCGGUGCCUGUCUUGCGAGGCGCAGGCGAACGAGGGGAGCAGGAAGAGUGCGCUGGGGGCGAGGAGGACUCGCUUUACCUGGGCUCUUGGCGUAUGUGCCCCGAGCUACAUUUACAACCAGUUCGCCAAGGACCAGCCCAACAUCCGCGAGCUGACCCUCAUCACAGCCUACCGGCGGUACGGAGUGCGGUGCACGUGGCGCAUCCCAAACCUCACCCACUUCCACAACGUCACGCGCUUCUCGUGGACGGGGUUCAACCAGAACCAACUCCCCAUCCUCGCCGCGGCGUUUCGCACGUUUGCCCGCCAGCUGGAGCACCUGCACCUCGACCUGCUCGCCAUCUCGACGGGCGUGUACACGGUGCAUUUCGGCGACGUGGCGCCCGAGGAGCUCGAGGCCGACGAGGCGCCCAACGCCGACUCCAUGUUCGAGCGGCUCAUCACCGACAUGGCCAGGGACGCUCGGUACGGCGGGGACCAGGGCGUCAUGUUCCCCGCGCUCAGGGGCCUGUCGCUGACCAACACGGCGCUGGGGCCGCGGUCGCAGGAGCUGUGUCGGGCGUUUAAUGGGGCGAGGCUCGAGGUGCUGCGGCUUAAGAGCUGUCAUAUGGAGGCGGAGGAGCAGGACGAUGUCGAUUCAGCGUCGGCGGCAGCCGAGCCCACCAACGAGAACAGUCAGCCGCCAAAGAAGCAACGGCUUCGGCUACAACUAGGGCCACGGCGCCGCGGCACCGCGCCGCUGAGGGUACUGGAGCUGCACCUAACGCAUGCCUGGGCCGAGGACCGCCACGUGGAGCUGUACGGGCUAAUGGGACUGUGCAAGCGGCUCGAGGAGUUUGUCGACCACGUCGUGACGCAGCCCGCCCGGGUCGCCGGGGGCUACGGGCUCGCCGCGGCCGGGGACCUGAGCCGGACGGAAGGGCGGCACCUCAUGGGUCUCCGGCGGGGCGAGACGCCGAAGCUCCGCCGCUUCGUCUUUCACCCGGGCUGGCGGUGGGAAGCGCCCGGGGAGGAAGGGGCGGUGUCGGCGCAGCAGCAGCAGCAGCCGCCGCCGCCGGGACCGGAAUUGGGGCCGUCGGAACGGGCGUAUCAGGCGGAGCCGAUGGCGAAUCCGCUGUCGCAUUUGAGGUUGGAGUUUUUGGGGUAUGCUGCGUCGCCGCUGUACAUGUCCUGCGUCACGCCCGAGGCUCUUAGUAACCUCGUCGUUCUUCACGUUCGGCAAUACUACGAAAAGAAGCCCCGUUUCUACAGCCAUGCCUUUGGGGCCAUCCCCAUGAUCAGCACUUCCGCAAGUCAUAGCCGAAGCUCCUCCGGCGUCGACCACAAAAACGACGAUAGGACAAACGGGCACGAUCACAGUAAUCACGACGCGAACAACGAAGAGCGUCCCAUGCGCACAUGGCUCACGCGAGAGUGCUACGAGCUCGCGAGCUGGGUGUUUGGCAACCCCGACCGCUUCCCCAAGCUCAAGAUCCUCGCUUUUGGCGACUUUGGCGCCAUCCAGCCCAUCAACCGCCUGCUCCUCUGCCGCGCCGAAAACCCCGUGCCUGAUCCGCCCCUUUCGCCUUCCGCGCUCGCGGCGACGCCUUCGGCUGCGGCGGAGCAGCGACGGAUGAUGGCGUACGGGAUAGGUGAUACGGCAAAGGCAAAGGCGGCGGUGGACUACUAUGAGCUGGUGGAACGCAGCUGGCGGGUGGGAGUCGGGGGCCACGCUUACGUCGAACGUGUGGAGGCCGAAGUUGGGGACUUUUUCGCGAGGGAGUCGGAGGCGAUGGCCAAGAAGAGGUGA